UUGAUCCACUUGUCUCUCUCUGUUUCUCUGUCUCUCUCUUUCUCCGUCUCAUCGGCCGAUGCUGUCGGUUGACAGACAUGACUGUGACGCGUCUUUGUGUGACACUCGUGUUUUUGGCCGUGGAGAGCCGCUGUGGCGCCUCGAGCAGCUUCUUUUCAUUCAUCCCUCCGUUCGCCGACUGCGCGCGCGGCAGACACGGGCUUUAUCGCGGGGCCAUCGACGUGACGGAGUCCGGAGCUCGAUGCCUGAACUGGACCGACGUGUCCGGCUUUAAGGAGCGCUACCCGGGCAAAGGAGUCGGAGAACACAACCACUGUCGAAACCCGGACGGCAGAAUCCGACCCUGGUGCUUUUUUAGGAACAGCAGAGGCAGAGUGGACUGGGGCUACUGCGACUGUAAACAAGGCUCCGUGCGUCUGCAGGGUGGCCGCUCCAAACUAGAUGGCAGUGAGUGGAAGUGUAUGGGUGGAUUGUGGGGGUCUGUGUGUAGUGAUGAGUGGGGAGACACAGAUGCAGUGGUUUGCAGUCAGUUGGACAAGGGGGCUACAGGUCGCGCACGUGCAGUUCAUCUCCGUGCAGGAAUACAGAAGUUCCAUUGGAGGGCAAUACACUGCCAAGGAGAUGAGCCAGAUCUGCUCCAGUGUCCCAAGAUUGCUUGGAAUGGAGGGGAGUGCCCUCUGGCUGCAGCUGUGACCUGCACCCAGCAGCAAGUGGUACUCCCUAUACGACUGGUGGGAGGUCGAUCAGGGUCGGAGGGCACAGUAGAGGUUUUCCAUGCUGGACAGUGGGGUUCCAUAUGUGACGACCAAUGGGAUGACAAUGAUGCGGAGGUGGUGUGUCGACAGCUAGGGCUGAGCGGUGUGGCGAGGGCGUGGGGCCAGGCACAUUUUGGAAAAACUUCAGGUCGUGUUUGGCUGGAUGAGGUGGGUUGCACAGGCAAUGAGCUCACUCUGGAGCAAUGUCCAAAAAGUGCCUGGGGAGAACACAACUGUCUACAUUCAGAGGAUGCAGGCGUGUCCUGCAGCCUCCUUAAAGAUGGCACUGUUAGGUUGAUGGGGGGUACAGGGAGCUAUGAGGGACGUCUAGAGGUCUCGUACCAUGGUCAGUGGGGGGCAGUGUGUGAUGACGGCUGGACAGACUCAAACACACAAGUGGUAUGCCGACAACUUGGGUACAGGUUUGAUGAGACCCUGCUUCCUGAAGGAUUAGACAUCACUCCAGUACCAAGGUUUGGAGUAGGUUCGGGUCCCAUCGUUUUGGAUGACGUGAGUUGCACAGGGAAGGAGCCGAGCAUAUUGCUGUGCAAGAGGAAGGAGUGGCUUCGGCAUGACUGCACACAUCAUGAAGACGUCAACAUUGCUUGCAGUCCUGAACGCAGUGGAGAGACUCUUCUCAUCAGUGUUCCCAUAAAGCUCGUGGGAGGAGAGAGCCCUGGGGAAGGACGGGUGGAGCUUUUCCUGUCUGGACAGUGGGGGACAGUGUGUGACGAUGGCUGGACUGACCAGGAUGCUGACGUGGUGUGUCGACAGUUGGGAUACAGUGGGGUGGCGAAAGCUCGCGUGAUGGCGUAUUUUGGUGAAGGGACAGGGCCCAUCCAUGUGGACAACGUGAAGUGCAGCGGAGACGAGCGUUCAUUAGCAGACUGCAUCAAACAAGCACCAGGCACACAUAACUGUCGCCACAGUGAGGACGCUGGAGUCAUCUGUAACUACGGUGACUCACAGACAAGCUUCAGAGAGUUCAGAGAUCCUGUUAACUCACUUUGUGGUCUGAGGCUCAUACGUACUCGCCAGCGCCGAAUCAUCGGAGGAGAAAACUCUCUCAGGGGAGGCUGGCCCUGGCAAGCUGCUAUUCGUUUGCGAGGAUCUAGAGGAGAUGGGAGAUUAGUGUGUGGAGCGACUCUCAUUCACACCUGUUGGGUUCUUACGUCGGCACACUGCUUCAAGAGGUAUGGAAAUAACACUAAACUGUACAAAGUUAGAGUCGGUGACUAUCACUCACUGGUCCCUGAGGAAAAUGAAGAAGAGUAUGGUGUCGAACGCAUUGUCCUACAUCCAAAUUACCGCUCCCAUAGUAAUGAUUAUGACUUGGCCUUGGUCGGUCUGGCACCGAGAGCAGUGGGUCAGAUGCCAGGAGAGUGUGUGUAUUUCAACCGACAUGUCCUUCCUGCCUGUCUUCCGCUGAGAAAAGAGAGGGUGCUCAAACAAGCUAACAACUGUCACAUCACUGGUUGGGGUGACACAGGCCGGUCAUACUCCAAGACCCUCCAGCAGGCCCCCCUCGCUCUGCUGCCACGCCGUCACUGCCAGCAGCAUUACCACAGGGCUUUCACCAGCCGCAUGCUCUGUGCCGGCAGCAUCCAUCCCAACAGGCGCGUGGACAGUUGCCGGGGUGACAGUGGUGGUCCGUUGGUGUGUGAGCGACCAGGGGGGGGUUGGGUGGUUUAUGGGGUCACGUCCUGGGGUCAUGCCUGUAGGACACAACAGUCUCCAGGUGUGUACACCAAAGUCUCUGCUUUCAUCUCGUGGAUACACAAAAUAAUCGGUUCACAGGACAGAAAAGAGAAAAAGCCAUAUGAGUGGACUGACAGACUUUAACAGACUGCCUAACAGAAGAUGGCUUCAUUAAUCAGGUGACUGCUAUACACCAGUCCUGAGUAACCUGACCUGAGUACCUGGUUAAGUAAACUGUAAUGUGACUUCAGUUUCAUAAGACAACGCACUGCUGGGCUUUUUCUCCUGGGAUCUGCUU
Molecule: messenger RNA, 2751 nt
Organism: Thalassophryne amazonica
Lineage: Eukaryota; Metazoa; Chordata; Actinopteri; Batrachoidiformes; Batrachoididae
Gene: prss12
Product: serine protease 12
Biological process (GO): proteolysis
Cellular component (GO): membrane
Molecular function (GO): serine-type endopeptidase activity
Source: RefSeq, a predicted model, not a curated record